This is a messenger RNA of Lachancea dasiensis, 1731 nucleotides long. The record is from the annotation of a GenBank genome assembly. Lineage: Eukaryota; Fungi; Ascomycota; Saccharomycetes; Saccharomycetales; Saccharomycetaceae.
AUGCUGGAUAAUCACAACAGAAAAUAUCUCUGCAAAGACAAUGCUAGCAAAUCUGUGCUUUCCCUCACUUCGCCGGCGAAGUUGAAUGUGGUGUCAUCGGACUGGUCGAAAAUGACGGCGAAAAAACCCAUGGGCAAAGUCGGCAAGCGCCAAACGUCGGGCCAUUCGGCCCCGACUUUAUCAAAUGUGACCAACACUGUUCCGAACUCAAGCAGCUCUGCUCAACGACCUACCCUACAGUAUGUACCACCGCUGCUGAAACGCUCCUCGUCGCUUUUCAAGGAGGAUUUGGAAUGCAAUGACCGGAAAUCCCUCAGAUCGCAAGACUCAGACGACGGCUGCUUCAAUACGGAUCGCUUUAUCCCACUGCGCAAGGAAAGUUCCUUCUCCCACUCGAAAAUUGACCCUUUCAAUCUCGAGGAAGAGACACCACCGCCAAACGCUUCGCCCUCUACCCACCUGAAGGCGCAAACCAAACGGGUCUUCAAACAAAACGUGGCGGAAGCUUGUGGUCUCGAAAUGAACCAGCGAGUCCUCCAGUACAUGCCCAAACCACCGAAUUCCUCCAACAGAAAACAGUCUUAUUCCAUAGGUAACCGAUCGCAUUAUUCGUAUUCCUCGAUACAAAGUACAGGACCCAGCCCUGAAUUGGCCAAACUACGGAAAAUUAAUUCUAAUCCCGAGAGAAUUCUGGAUGCCCCCGGCUUUCAAGACGACUUUUACUUGAAUCUGGUCAGCUGGUCCAAUAAGAACGUCCUCGCGAUCGCACUGGACAGUGCACUUUAUCUUUGGAACGGCGCUAGCGGUGAUGUUUCUCUACUGGUGGAUUUCGAGCAGCCUGGCGCCAUAACAAGCGUUACUUGGUCGGAUGACGACUGCCAUAUUUCCAUCGGUAAAUCGAAUGGAGCCACCGAAAUCUGGGACGUGGAAACCAUGUCCCACGUAAGAACUAUGAGGUCAGGAUUGGGGGUUCGUAUUGGAUCUCAGUCUUGGCUCGAAACUUUGAUUGCAACUGGUGCAAAGAGUGGAGAGAUUCAUAUUAAUGACGUGAGGAUCAAAAACCAUAUUGUAUCGACAUGGGAAGAGCAUAGAGGGGAGGUUUGUGGUAUCAGCUAUCGUUCGGAUGGACUGCAGCUGGCGUCCGGUAGCAAUGAUAACACCGUGGUGAUUUGGGACACUCGAACGUCCUUACCUCAGCAUAUCAAAAGACAGCAUACCGCAGCCGUGAAGGCAUUAGCAUGGAGUCCCGAUACCAACAACCUGUUGGCUACCGGAGGCGGACAAACGGACAAACAUAUUCAUUUUUGGAACACAACAACCGGUGCAAGAACCGGCAGCAUCAACACUGGCUCUCAGGUAAGUUCAUUGCAUUGGGGUCAAAGUUACAGUAACAAUACAUUACAGCGGGAAAUAGUUGCCACGGGUGGUAAUCCUGAAAACGCAAUUUCGAUCUACAACUAUGACACAAAGUUCAAGGUUGCGGAGAUAGUGAAUGCACACGAAGCUAGAAUUUGUUCCAGCGAGCUGUCUCCAGAUGGCACCGUGAUGGCGACAGUGGGAGGGGACGAGAAUCUCAAGUUCUACAAAGUUUUUGAACCCAGAAGAAGGAGGCCACAAGGGAUGUGCGAUGGCGACAGUUUGAUGGGGCUGCUGAAUGUGGGUGACAGCUGCGAUGAUGAUCCGUCGAGAUCUCCUACCCGCAGAAACAAAUCAGACUUUCUGAUCAGGUAA